This is a messenger RNA of Vitrella brassicaformis, 951 nucleotides long. Lineage: Eukaryota; Vitrellaceae. The record is from the annotation of a GenBank genome assembly.
AUGGCGGCCUCCUCACCUGCCGCUGCUGCUGGUGGUGGUGGUGGUGGUGGUGGUGUUAGCUCAGUCAGUUCCCUCUGAUCUGUCUGUGUGAGCAUCGAACGAGGUGAGCAGCGCAGAGAUCUGUGAGCAGCAUGCCUGAUGGACAUUAUCCUCUGUCGACUCUGUCGCUCUGUGCAGCCUCUCGUCGAGCGCCUCAUCCGACCGUCUUCUUCCCAUGCAGCAGCAGCAACAGGAGCAGCAGCAUCCCUUCACGUACAUCUUCGUUGGUCGGCGCACCUUCUGGCUGCUCAGCCUCACAGACAUACUGCGGCUGAGAGCCACCUGCACAUGGCUCAGGAGUCUCUUCGGAGCGGCCCAACUGAGAGAUCGGCUCCGCCAGUCUGUCGGCUCACAGGCGGGGCUGCGGCGGGCGGUCAACGGGAAGCAAGUCCAGCUGGUGCGGUUCGACGAUGACCAGUUCGGCGUGUGUGACCUGCUGGCGGCUGUGUGUGUGAUGGAGGAGGGGGACUGGAUGGAGAUGGGCGAGGUGAUUGAGCUGGCGGGGCAGUGCGGCUACUGUGAGCUGCCUGUCAUCCUCACGGCAAAUGACAUCAACACACACAUCAACAAGACGGUAAGGCACACACACAGAGGGGCGGGAGGGAACAGGGAGGCCUCAUUAGUCAUUCUCUGUCUGUCUGUCUGUGUGGUGUGGUGUAGGCGUAUGGAUCGUUAGCUCGUGUGUUGGCGCAGCUGAUGGUGGUCGGCCGCCACAUGGACUUCGGUGACCGCAGACGCCUGCAGAUCUUCCGCCAUGGCAAUGGUGAGGUGCGGGCCAUCGAGGACGAGCCCGGCUUCGAGCUGAUCGUCGACCCGCCCCUCGCUGCCGGCCAUCUGUAUCAGCAGCAUCGACUCCUGCAUGACCCACCAGUGGACAGCCGCAUCUCCUACUGGGUCAUCAUCGGCAGAUGA